AUGUCUGCUCCCCAUCACAACGCGCUGCACUCGACGGGAAUUAUAGGUUCCCGCCGUUCCCGCGACAAUGCAAUAUGGCAACCUUCGGGGCCGGCUUUCGGGGACGCCAGUUUCUUGUCAGGCCGGCAGCAUGGAAGUCAACAUACUUCGCUCGCUAUCAAUCUCAGACGCACCGCCGCCGAUCUGGUGAAUCUUGCGCCUGAGCUCGACGCUAUUGUUACAGGCCUCUCAGAGACUCAUGAAGUAGUUGUGCCAGCGCUCAUUCAAGACCUCCAAAAUGCACGAAGCGACAUCGCUUAUCUGACCAAAUUGGUUCAUGAGCAACGCUACAUAAUAGAGGGCAGAGACCAGGAAAUCAGAAUCUUGUCGCAGAAACUUUCUAGCUCGCAAACUCUGGUUGCCGAUCAGACAAACGGCAAUCCUGCGGCUUCGCCAAGUACGGCAACUAGCCGCACUUCUUCAAAGGAAGAUUGUAAAGCAGGUUUGUAA
Messenger RNA from Penicillium samsonianum, 489 nucleotides. RefSeq lists its product as uncharacterized. The record is from RefSeq and is a predicted model, not a curated record. Lineage: Eukaryota; Fungi; Ascomycota; Eurotiomycetes; Eurotiales; Aspergillaceae. The transcript has a single exon. Bases 1 to 489 code for a protein of 162 amino acids.